This is a messenger RNA of Funneliformis caledonium, 207 nucleotides long. The record is from the annotation of a GenBank genome assembly. Lineage: Eukaryota; Fungi; Glomeromycota; Glomeromycetes; Glomerales; Glomeraceae.
AUGAAUAAUAAUAAUAACCUUUCAGAAAGUGAUAAAUGUUUAUUAACGCAGUUAUCAGAAAAUAAUGAACCGUCAGUUGUUAUUAAAAAUAAAGCUUAUUUUAAAGGUAAUUUUUAUGAAAACAAAGAUAAUGAUUGGAAAGUUUCUGAUAUAAACACUUUUAUUAUAGAAUUUGUUUUUGAUGAGAUGUUAAAUAAAAUUGUAUAA